Mesorhabditis spiculigera is the source of this 567-nucleotide messenger RNA. NCBI's taxonomy places the organism in Eukaryota, Metazoa, Nematoda, Chromadorea, Rhabditida, Rhabditidae. The record is from the annotation of a GenBank genome assembly.
AUGCCAAAUCAUAUGAAAAACCUCACAGAGGACAUGAUCGUCUACGUCAUCGACCCGGGCAUGGUCGACAUCUCAUCGUAUCCAACAAUUAUGUUUUAUUAUAGGAUUGCUUCAGCCGAGGGGCUACUAACUGAUAUUGGAAUCCGCCCGUCUUGUCAAUUGCUCGCCAUAGCCUUUAUUCUGGUCGGCACAGUCUCCUCGCUAGAAUGCAUCAUAUUUAUCCGGCAGCAAUCCGUUCUACCAGCUGGACACUUGUUCAAAUUUGGAGAUCAGCGACUUGGCACCGGAAUCGCCGCUCAUCACAGCUUCCAGUUUUUGCUCACUGGCGCUCUGGCAAUGAUCGUUGUGCAAAAUGACGACUUGAGGUCGUUGGAGGAGCUGAAGGAGGACUAUCCCCGCUUGUACCCCUUCUUCAUCCAACGGGGCAGCUACGCAAUCGGGAAUACGGCUGGGGCGCAGGCGGUCGCCGUCCUGGGCGGCUUAUGCUUGUUUUAUAUCCUAAAAGCGAUCCCACGCUAUUCGGCCCUCAUCAUUGCCGAGCCAAAUGCCGCUCCCCAGUCAUGUGCC